GUGGCGAUUCUGUAUGUAAGGAUCGAAAUUCAGGAUGAAUGUUUCAAGGAUAUCUUCAACAAGAAGUUGAUGGAUGUCUUCCGCAUGUGGAAGCCACUGCGCCAUGAUAUCAUUCUUCCCCUGUGCGGGAUUACCUACGGGUCUGGUCCAGUACCAGCUAUCGUAUCUCCAUGGAUGCCAGACGGCUCCUCGAGCACAUAUCUCGAUAAAAACAUUGGAGUGGGCUCGGCUGUUGCGUACACUGGACUCUAUGAUGUGGAGAUGAUCUCCGCCCCGAACGCCGGUAAACCCCUCUGCCUCCUGACCUCCUCCGUAGGGGUCCCCUACUCCAACAGUCUCUCUGAGACCUACAAAUUCGGCUUGCUUGCUGAUGUAGUUGCUGGUCUUCAAUAUCUCCACUCCAAUGGAGUGGCUCAUACAGAUCUCACAGGUAGCAAUGUACUCAUCAAUAGCGACGGAAGAGCUCUUGUGGCGGACUAUGGGUGCUUGACUACAUAUUCCAACCUAAACGGGACCUCUUACAUCAGGAGUUAUGUACGAUGGGUUGUGCCUGAGCUUUUCGAUGUUCCGGAUACCGAGGAUGCGCCUAGCUCACCAAAGCUAGAAAGCGACAUUUAUUCUUUUGGAUGCAUUGCAUACCAGGUUUUAUCGGGCCAGCAGCCGUACUAUAACAUUCGCAGUGGUCACCGGGUGGUUGUGGCCAUCCUCAGGGGUGUCAAGCUUAAACGUCCCUGCCGUUGAAGAUUGUCACUGGAACUUCAUCGAGCAAUGUUGGGUCGAGCUGUCACAGCGACCUCCCAUUGCGGAUGUCCGAGAUUUGAUCUAUCACUAUAGAGUCGACUUAUGUUUUUGUAUUA
Suillus subalutaceus is the source of this 857-nucleotide messenger RNA. RefSeq names its product kinase-like domain-containing protein. Gene Ontology annotation, molecular function: ATP binding; protein kinase activity. The transcript is spliced from 7 exons. Lineage: Eukaryota; Fungi; Basidiomycota; Agaricomycetes; Boletales; Suillaceae. The record is from RefSeq and is a predicted model, not a curated record. Gene Ontology annotation, cellular component: cytoplasm. Bases 70 to 741 code for a protein of 223 amino acids. Gene Ontology annotation, biological process: protein phosphorylation; signal transduction.